AUGGCUCUAUGCUUAUUGAAAGUUAUUGUUUUUGAAUUGUUUAUAAGUCAAGUCCUAUCCUCCUACAUAUAUCAAUAUCCAGGCGCACCGUAUUACCCACAAUCGUAUCCAGCUUAUCCCAAACAACAACCACCUGUACAACCUCAAUCGUAUCCUAAUUAUCAACCGUCUGCAAGCUAUGUUUAUCCUAGACAAGAAUUUCAGCCAGCCUAUCACAACCCAACUAAACAAAAUUUCGCGUAUACAAGUCAAUCACCAAAACCAAAUAUAGUUCAUCCAGAAGCAAAGCCAUGUCCAAAGUCUCACCCAAUUCCAGAUAUUCCUCGGGUUAUAGAAGAAAAACGUAAACCUGGUCUAGAUCCGAAUGUUUUAAAUAACUUAGCGAUUGCUCUACAACUUUUGAUUGUCAAUAACAUUAUCAGUAAUCCGCCAGAAAUUACAGACGCUUUCAAAUCACCUGAUAAACAUGAUUGUUAUAAAUCUGAACUAUAUAAAAUACAGGAGCAAUUAAAUAAGCUUUCCGAUACUAAUUGCAAAAGGGAGUACUCGGAUAAAACGCCGUUUCAAUCAUUGUUUGAAGCAAAUGCGUUAGAGUUGCAGCGCGCUUUGCCAAAUGCAAAAUUUUUGGGUGAAGCGGGAAUAAUGGAUAAUUAUUCAUUUCCUAAAUCGCUUCCUCCGAGGACAUGUGGUUUAAUGUCUCCAUAUGAAGCUAUUAAUUCUAAUUCGUUUGAAGCCUCACCAUUUACGCAAAAUGAUUUUCAAAGCCCUUAUUCUGCUAUGAUGGCGUUUGAUAAUAACAAAGAUUUAUUUUCUAUGGCCGACUUAUUCUAA
Pieris macdunnoughi is the source of this 831-nucleotide messenger RNA. The record is from the annotation of a GenBank genome assembly. NCBI's taxonomy places the organism in Eukaryota, Metazoa, Arthropoda, Insecta, Lepidoptera, Pieridae.